Rotaria sordida is the source of this 1002-nucleotide messenger RNA. The record is from the annotation of a GenBank genome assembly. Lineage: Eukaryota; Metazoa; Rotifera; Eurotatoria; Philodinida; Philodinidae.
AUGGAUUGUGAGGAUAUUGAUUUUAAUCGAACAGAACAGAUUACCUCUUGGUUAACGAAUAAUGAACAACAUGAAUAUCAAUCGAAAACAUUACCAGAUAAAAAUAAUGGACGAUUUGCUUAUUUACCAUUAUUUCCAACAAAAUCGGUCGGUAUAGAUGAUUGUUUACUUUUGGCUAAUGUACUAGUGACUCGUCUUUUACCUCAUGAAAUUACUCGUCGACAACAUAGAGCAUACACCGCAGAUGCACUCAUACUGACAUGUACCACAUUGAAUAUAGUCUAUGCUAUGACAUGUCCAUGUGGCUAUUAUGAUUAUAUUAAUUCAACAGCAAAAACAUUGACUGAUGCAAUGGCAUAUCAUCGGAAACAUGGCAAUCGUAUUAUCCAUGAAAAAUUAACGGGUAGUGCACUCUUUCGAGAUUCAUUACUCGAUCCAGAGGAACAAGAAAAAGAUAUGGCUAAUAAGAUGCGUCUCUAUCAACAUUCAGCUCGAUGUCCAGUAGCACUUCGUGCAUUUCUAGAUUGCAAUCCAAUCUAUUGGUGUUUUAUUCCUCUAUAUUGGAAAGAUGCACUAUCAGACAAUACGACUUAUUACCGAGGACAUACUGUGAGAGAUCCUAUAUUGGCAAAUGUAAUGGCCACAACUGCUAUACAUAGUCAUCGCUUGGCUCAAUAUCUCGAUCGUGUACCUUUACCACCAGCUGGCUAUAUCUUUUCAUAUCGACAACUACAAAAACAGCGUAUAUUUUUCGAACGUUUUGUCGAUUCUUCUAUUCACGAAUUACCCUAUGCUGUAUUGGAUUUAUAUAAAAUGGCGAUUAUUGCGAUUCUACCUGAUGAUCAUUCUAUUCAAUUACGUUAUAUUAUUGAAACAUUGUUUAUUAUACAUGAUGAAACUAAAUUAAAUAUGAUUUGUCCAAUUGGUAGCGAUGUUGAGCGACGUUAUGGUCCUCCAUACAAUUCUGUUUGGUGUGCUAAUUUGAAUUAUUCAUCGAUAUGA